This is a messenger RNA of Penicillium longicatenatum, 1347 nucleotides long. RefSeq names its product ESCO family N-acetyltransferase. The transcript has 2 exons. NCBI's taxonomy places the organism in Eukaryota, Fungi, Ascomycota, Eurotiomycetes, Eurotiales, Aspergillaceae. Bases 172 to 1347 code for a protein of 391 amino acids. Gene Ontology annotation, molecular function: protein-lysine-acetyltransferase activity. The record is from RefSeq and is a predicted model, not a curated record. Gene Ontology annotation, biological process: mitotic sister chromatid cohesion. Gene Ontology annotation, cellular component: chromatin; nucleus.
GGUAAGGGAUAAGAACCGUGAGUGAUUCAUCCUUGACACUAAACAAUAUGACCUAAACCAGUUAGCGCCACGCGUGCAGUGGAACCGGUCGAUCCGUAAAUUGCAAGAAAACCCCCGUGUCAGAGAAUAAACAUCUUCUCCCCCACCAUACUCCUAUAGAUCUCCAGGGAGAUGCCGUGGACAGUCACCAAUUCAUUUAAGCGAGGCCUGAUGAAAACAUACGGAAGACCAACAUGGCGCGUCUAUGACGAUGAGCGAGCCGCGAAAAAAAGACGCGUCCAAGAUGAGUCCGACGAGGCCGAAACCAAUCUUCAAUACGCGAUUCGCGAGUCCUCUGCGGCCGUGUUAUCCAGCCCCUCGCGCCGAAAUUCCGUCGUGUUAUCUGAAGGCACAGUGGACGAUAUCGACGACCUCACGACGCCGCCCUCAUCGCCACCACCCCGGUUAACUCCCCCGCCCGCGAACACGCGCAAGCCGACCUUUGCAUUCCUUAAGCGUAAACAUAAGGAUGUGACGACCGGAUCUCCCCUGACAGAGGUCAACUCUAAUAGCCUGCGCGCCUCCGCGGAUCCGCCGAAGCAGAAGGCACAGAAGCCGCAGCCCCCGUUGCGUCAAAUGCAGAUCGACUUGGGUAACGAGGUGCGCAAGACGUGUGCGACGUGUGGUAUGGAAUAUAUCCCCUCCAAUACCGAGGAUGCGGCGCUGCAUAAAAAGUUUCACGAGAUGAAUUCCACCGGGGUCGAUCUGGGCAAGGCAUUCAUGCGCGCGAAUGCAUCCCGCUGGGUUUAUGAAGCGACGCGAUUUGAAGAGGGUUACGUGGUGAUUGUGGACCGCAAGGCAUCGCCCAGCGCGAAGAACCAAGCGAAGAAGGUGCUCGAGGUGGUGAAUAAGGAGUUGUCCUCUCCGGAGAUUGACGAGGAAGUGCUCUGGAGUCAAACAGAGGCCCCUGAACACCGGAAGGACCAGAAUGAAGAAGAAAAAGUCGACCGAUACCGGGUUUUCCUGCAUAUGAAGGACAGCCGCUGCGUGGGACUCUGUCUAACAGAGCGGAUCUGGGAAUCGCAACCCGUGAUUCUUGGGGAGCAGAAUGGCAACAGCUCUUCAGUGUCCGUGAAAGAUGAGCGACACCCGGCUAUUGUUGGCGUCUCUCGCAUCUGGACCUCGGGGGCAUCUCGGAGAAUGGGUAUUGCGCUCGACCUGCUGGAUUGCGUCGUUAGCAACUACAUAUAUGGUAUGGAGAUCUCCAAGGAUCAGAUUGCUUUCAGUCAACCCACCGAGAGUGGAAAACGACUGGCCUCCAAAUUCUUCGAAGAGGAGCAGACAUGGCAUGUCUAUAACGAGCGGUGA